AAAGACACUACUGAAAACACAAAGUACCAUAAUGCAAAUUUUCAGAGUAGACAAACAAUUUUUCUCCAUCAUCAGAGAAAGAUCUCACUCUCCAUCACCAAAAACCUUCACUGAGCUUACAUUUUCUUAGCAAAAUCCAACAAACCCUUUCUUGAAUUCCCCUAAUGUUUCAACCCUUUUGAUCUUUUCAACAAAUUUCCAAUUUUUGGUUUCCAAAUGUCAGCCCCUAAUAAACCUUCCCGUGUUUUCUCCUUCUUUACCACCACUGCCGGCAUCGGCGGCGGUGGAGGUGGCGGCGGAGGCAGUGUCAGUGGAAGAAGAUCCAAUGCGACGGAUCUACCACAACCCCAGCUGAAGCUGGAACCGGAUAGAGAAGUGUAUAGACCGGGUGAUCCGAUAACCAUUACUAUUGAAAUCAAGAACCCAACGACUUCUUCUUCUUUGCUUAUUGAAAAACUUAGUUUUGAAAUGAAAGGGAUCGAGAAAUUGGAUACUCAGUGGUUCUCUACUACUAAACCUUCUCCUGAUUUUAAGCAACGCAGAGGAGAGUAUGUUUUUAUGGAUAACUUGACUCCUGCAUUAAUAUCAAAUCAGAUUGUCUCCGCCGGUAGCUCCAGAAAAUUUAUGGUGCGAACAAUUCUACCAAGCACCAUACCACCAUCAUUCAGGGGUGCAACCAUUCGUUACCUUUACUAUGUUAGAAGUAUUUUAUCUGGACAAUACUUGAUAAUGGAAAAUGGUCACUUCAGCGAAGAAUCUAUACGAGAUCUUGCGGAGCUGGAAACAAGAAUUCCACUGCAAUUAUGGGUAACUCAGAAGAGUAAUGGCCUUCAAAGUGAAGAAGGGCGCAGUAGUGGGAUUGUUCCUGCUUCAACUCUGCUUUUGGAUGUUUACUGGAAAGAGAUGGAUGCAGAUACUGACUGGGCUAAAAUAAAUGAAACUUUUGAUGGUGUGGAGGAAGGAUAUGAAAGUUCGAGGGAUGAAGUUUCAUCAAUUUCCUCCUAUAAUCCCAUGAAAGAUAAUAUACACCAGACAUUCGGAAGCUCAUUAUCCUUGCGGUCUUCCUUGGCAAGGACUUCAAGCAAAGAUCUUCCACAUCUUGAAGGACGGUCAAGCAUAUCUUCACAACUGGCACUUCCACAGAUAGCUGUGGCUGAUGUCUUGUAUGAUUCUAAUGGGGCAGAUGCUUUGUCCCCAAGUCAACAGCUGAAAAGUACCAAGGCCUUCUCCAAAUAUGAUGAUUCGAUGGUACCUUCUGUCUCAGGCAUGGGUGAAUCUGGAGCAUCAGAAGGGUUUAUUCGAGGGAGAUCUUACAACAUUAGACUGGAUGACCAAGUGCUUCUAAGAUUUUCUCCAAAAAAUUCUGAGUCAACAUAUUACUUCAGUGAUAUGAUAGGUGGAACCCUGACUUUUUUUCAUGAAGAGGGUUCUAGAAGAUGCCUUGAGCUUUCAAUUACACUGGAGAUGACAGAAACUAUCAGCCGACGCUAUGUACAUCCUUCACGGAGACAUGCUCCUUCUAUUACUAAGGUUCAUAGUGAUCAUCAUGAGGUGGUUGCUGAUUUAGUUCAGACAAGCUUCCUUUUUUCCAUUCCGAUGGAUGGUCCUAUGUCUUUUUCCACUCACUAUGUCUCCGUACAGUGGGCUCUUCGAUUUGAAUUCUUUACCACUCCCAAGAAUGCUGACUGGUCAAGAUAUGAACAUCCUCUUUUGGUAGAGGGUAGAGAGAAAUGUGAGUGGGUACUUCCAAUAACUGUGCAUGCACCUCCAGGAGGAGCUCCUGCAGCUCAGACAAGAAAUGACAGGUCAUUCUCUUUGGAACCCCUAUGGGUCCAUACAUAAAGUCUUGUAGGUAUACACAUUGCGAAAAGUUAAAAUGCUUGGCUCCAUUACUGUUGAGAUAUCUCACCGGCAACCCCUGGAGCUUGCCCACCCGCGGGUCUUCCAGGUCCUGAUUUCAGAAAGGAUGAGUAGUAACUGUGUAACUGUGUUUCAGUAUUAUUGUAUUUUAGCCAUCAGUCGAUAUUUCCCCUUCCAAUCUUUGGCGUUGUGUCAUGUUUUCUCUUAUAUUAUCUUUUAAAUGAUGAGAAAUGUAUUUUGCCUUUCUCUAUUUUUUUUAUUUUUUUUAUAGAGAACAUUUUGUUUUGGAGAUCGUUACGUUGAAUUGUCAUUAUGUAUAUGAUUAGAAACGUCUAGUGAGGUAUGCUAAUAUUGGAAAUACACUUAUAUUUUUCAUUCAUGGAUUAAUAAGCAAUGUGAUGUUAGAAUA
Molecule: messenger RNA, 2269 nt
Organism: Solanum tuberosum (potato)
Lineage: Eukaryota; Viridiplantae; Streptophyta; Magnoliopsida; Solanales; Solanaceae
Exons: 13
Coding region: 217-1842 (541 amino acids)
Source: RefSeq, a predicted model, not a curated record